This is a messenger RNA of Gaeumannomyces tritici R3-111a-1, 739 nucleotides long. RefSeq lists its product as hypothetical. Lineage: Eukaryota; Fungi; Ascomycota; Sordariomycetes; Magnaporthales; Magnaporthaceae. The record is from RefSeq and is a predicted model, not a curated record. The transcript has 2 exons. The coding region runs from base 8 to 739 and encodes 243 amino acids.
UCGCAAGAUGUGGGUAAUUUGGAAAUCCUUUGUGUGCGUUGUGCGCGGGUCUGCCAAGAGAUCAAAUUGUGUUAUCGAGGGUUGGUGCAUGGACGGUAGCUCGCUGCAACAGAUAGAUACCCAGAUGCUGCCGUGUCAAAUAAAUGCCUCUCGGCGGGCCCCAUCUGGGUGGGGACGAGGGAGGGACAGCGGGCAGAGAGUCCAGAACGUUUGCAUGCCCAGCCGGAGUACCAGGAAAUACCAAGAGCCGACCUACAUGAUGGCCAGCGCGCCCGGCACGAUGCUGGGUGUGCCCCGGGAUGCCUUCCCCGUACCUCCUCCCCGCUAUACCAUGCUGGCACAUAUAGGCGCGCGGGCCACACACACGCAGCGCGGUAUCGAGCGUGCCACCCACGGAGAGAGAGGGCAGCACGGCCACCCGGAGGCGGCGGGAUCAUCUCUUGGCGAGAGGGAGGGCGCGCUGCUGCCCACGGCAUCACCUACCCACGACAAAACAGCCCCAGCAACCUGCCGCCAGCGCCGCGCCGUGCGAGUGCGUCUGAAAGGGGCGAUUCCAACCGCCCGCUUGCCCCCUCCCCAGUGGGCGGAACUGAGAACCGGCAUGCACGAAGAUCUUGCUCGCGCCGAGGAGAGUAACGGCAGGCCCAAAAAUGGCAGGCCUAGAAAUGGCAGGCCCAAAAAUGGCAGACCUGUGCCGCAGUCGGGCGUGCGAGGGGAGGGGGAGCACGCUACUACCUAG